CUAAGAAGCAGGAUGGCGCAGUGGCCAUGGAGAUGCAGCCCCUGAAGAGCGCGGAGGGUGGGGAGAUGGAGGAGCGGGAGAAGAAGAAAGCCAACGCACCCAAGAAGGAGAAGUCUGUCCUUCAGGGGAAGCUCACAAAGCUAGCGGUGCAGAUCGGGAAAGCAGGGCUGGUGAUGUCCGCCAUCACCGUCAUCAUCCUGGUCCUCUACUUUGUGAUCGAGACAUUUGUUUUGGAAGGCCGGACAUGGCUGGCAGAGUGCACACCAGUCUAUGUGCAAUACUUCGUGAAGUUCUUCAUCAUUGGUGUCACUGUGCUGGUCGUGGCUGUCCCAGAGGGCCUGCCGCUUGCUGUCACCAUCUCCUUAGCUUACUCUGUCAAGAAAAUGAUGAAAGACAACAACCUGGUGCGCCACCUGGAUGCCUGCGAGACCAUGGGCAAUGCCACAGCCAUCUGCUCUGACAAGACGGGCACGCUUACCACCAACCGUAUGACCGUGGUCCAGUCCUACCUAGGAGACACCCACUACAAAGAGAUUCCAGCCCCCAGCGCCCUGACCCCUAAGAUCCUCGACCUGCUGGUCCAUGCCAUCUCCAUCAACAGUGCCUAUACCACCAAAAUACUACCUCCUGAGAAGGAAGGCGCCCUCCCACGCCAGGUGGGCAAUAAGACGGAGUGCGCCCUGCUGGGCUUCAUCUUGGACCUGAGGCGGGACUUUCAGCCCGUGCGCGAGCAGAUCCCGGAAGACAAGCUUUACAAAGUAUACACCUUCAACUCGGUCCGCAAGUCCAUGAGCACAGUCAUCCGCAUGCCCGACGGUGGCUUCCGCCUCUUCAGCAAGGGGGCCUCAGAGAUCCUGCUGAAAAA
Piliocolobus tephrosceles (Ugandan red Colobus) is the source of this 865-nucleotide messenger RNA. Its product is annotated as plasma membrane calcium-transporting ATPase 3-like. NCBI's taxonomy places the organism in Eukaryota, Metazoa, Chordata, Mammalia, Primates, Cercopithecidae. Gene Ontology annotation, molecular function: P-type calcium transporter activity; ATP hydrolysis activity; PDZ domain binding. Gene Ontology annotation, biological process: regulation of cytosolic calcium ion concentration. The transcript is spliced from 4 exons. The record is from RefSeq and is a predicted model, not a curated record. The annotation marks the transcript as partial. Gene Ontology annotation, cellular component: intracellular membrane-bounded organelle; plasma membrane.